Molecule: messenger RNA, 1384 nt
Organism: Folsomia candida
Lineage: Eukaryota; Metazoa; Arthropoda; Collembola; Entomobryomorpha; Isotomidae
Exons: 5
Coding region: 133-780 (215 amino acids)
Source: RefSeq, a predicted model, not a curated record
AAAUUUCAAGACUUAAUUGAUCCUGUGAUAAUAAAAUCAGUGGUCAUCGACGGGAAGAUACCGGAAGACGUCUCUCGAGGGAAUGCAGAAAAACCAAGACCUGUCCCUACUACAACAUUGGGCAUAGCUAAAAUGCUGGUCAUGAAGAGACGCAUUGAAUUCGCACCAGCAUCGGGGACAUUUGUUGUCCGUGGAUUAUUCGGACCGGCACAUAAUGUACAUCUUGGAAAUCAAACCUGCACUUGUGCAAGGGUCAAGAGGGCCGGGAAGAAAGGGUCUGGGCGCGUUCGCGUCGAGCCUAGCCUUGCCCUUUCACGCCAGGGAAAAAUUCCAGAUUUAACCCCAUCCUCUCCUACAUCAUCAACUGGUGGAUUAGCUUGCCAAAACUCAUCGGAUCAGGACGUCGCAUCGCCAACACAAGCGGAAAGUGCAAUCAAAAAGUUACGCUAUAUUGCACUGGACCUCAUUCCACCAAUAUCGCAAACCAAUGUUGAGUCUACAAUUCUAAGCAACCCGAAAAUCACAUUUGGCGACUUAAAAAGUCUGGCCAUCCAACUGAAGCGUGCAGAGUGUGGAGUUCUAAAUAAACUCCAGCUUCAUUGCGUAGGCCCAUCCAUAAAAUAUGAUGAAGAUCACCCAGGUUGGCUGACUGAUGCUGUGAUCGAUGACUUUCAUCAUUUAUGUGUAAACUCUGCCAAGACGGUUUCUUUACCGUCUGGUUCUACCCACUGUUUCCUGGAACUUGAGGAUGGAGCCACCCUACCAAACACAACGCUGUAAAGCGUUGAGAUUGAUUAUAAUCGGCCUGAAUUGGAGCUAAUUUUAGCACCAAUCAACCUGGAUCAAUGUCACUGGGUACUUGGAGCUUUCUGGAUUCAAUCAGGUGGGGGUGGAUUUGAUGGGGGUGGGGGUGGAUUUAUAAAUGCCGUCUUUAUCAAGUUAACCUUAUUCUAGAUUUAGCAGAGGGAUUUAUUUAACAUAGACUUCAGUGUGCAAUUAUAGAUUCAGAGUAACAUUAUUUUUAAGAGUGCAGGUAAGGCAUUCUGUGAUAUGACAUACCAAAAAUUAUCGUAUGCAUUUACGUAUACGAUUAAUCUACAUAUUCGAAUCUUAUAAAAGUACCUGAACCUGACCAACACAAAAUUUGCAUAUGUAUAUAUUAAUUAUGUAAACUUGAGCCGGUUUAUAAAAAGUCCAGCAGACAGAAAAGCUGUAAAUAUAUCUUUGCUCCUCGGUGUUUGUCUAAACCAGCAGUCAAAAUUUAUCAAGCAUAUGGCCGCAUAACUGCCGAAAGGUUGGAAAUUAAGGUUUCUGAGUGCAGAAAUACUUUCAUUUGUAAACUUGAGAAUUUAGCGUGCAUAAUUUAAAUAAAGAUAUUUCAUAA